AUGCCUUCAUCACGCCUCUUCUUCGUUUUCGCUCUUUUGGCAGCCCUUGCGCUCGCCGCACCAUCACAAGUUCGGAGACGAGGUCUCGCAAAACGCUCUUUCAAGGUCCCCCGCCAGUUGAACAAGGCCCACCCCACUGGACCCAAUGGCGCUGCUGCUAUGAGGAAGGUGUUUAGGAAGUACAACUUCGUGGUUAAGGAGGACUUUGGAGGAUACAGCAGGGCAGCGGCAGGCAUGAACGCGACUACCACAGCUGCUGGUGGUAACAAGACCGGAACCGUCGCCGCCAACCCCGAGCAGAACGCUGCUCUCUUCCUUUCGCCAGUCGAUGUUGGCGGUCAGAUGCUGAACUUGGACUUCGACUCUGGCUCUUCCGAUCUGUGGAUGUUCAGCACUGACCUUGACGCCGCUUCCAUCGGCCAGCACGCUGCCUUCGAUGCCUCCAAGUCGACUACCUUCAAGAAGACCGAGGGUGCACAGUGGAAGAUCAGUUACGGUGACGGUUCUGGUGCUGCUGGAACUGUCGGCACGGACACUGUCACUAUCGGAGGCGUCAAGGUUGAGGGCCAGACCGUUGAGUUGGCCAACCAGGUUUCGCAGUCUUUCGUUCAGGACACCAACACCGAUGGUCUUGUCGGUCUUGCUUUCUCCAACCUCAACACUGUCAACGACGGCACCAAGAAGACCCCCCAGAAGACCUUCUUCGACAACGUCAUGAACGAUCUCGACAUGCCCGUCUUCACGGCCGACCUUGACCCCGAUGGCACAGGUGUCUACGAGUUCGGCAAGAUCGAUGCCACCAAGUUCGAGGGCGAGAUGGCCUGGAUCCCCGUCAAGGCUGAGACCGGUUUCUGGCAGUUCCCCUCUACCAAGUUCGCCGUCGGUGACCAGCUCUUCGAGAACCCCCAGGGCUCUGACGCCAUUGCCGACACCGGUACAUCUCUCCUCCUCGUCGACCAGCAGGUUGCCGACGCCUACUACUCCAAGGUCCAGGGCGCUCAGCUCAACGCUCAGGUCGGCGGUUACAUCUACCCCUGCGCCGCUACCCUCCCCGACAUGUCUGUCGCUAUCGGCGACACCUACAUGGCCAAGAUCCCUGGUAACCAGAUCACCUUCGCCACAGUCGACAAGGCCAACACUACCUGCUUCGGCGGUGUUCAGGGUAACCAGGGUGCUGGUCUUCAGAUCUACGGUGAUACCAUGUUCAAGGCUCAGCUCGUUGCCUUCAACGGUGGCAACCAGUCGCUCGGCUUCGGCCAGAAGCCUGCUGUACAGUAA
Molecule: messenger RNA, 1278 nt
Organism: Macroventuria anomochaeta
Lineage: Eukaryota; Fungi; Ascomycota; Dothideomycetes; Pleosporales; Didymellaceae
Product: acid protease
Exons: 2
Coding region: 1-1278 (425 amino acids)
Biological process (GO): proteolysis
Molecular function (GO): aspartic-type endopeptidase activity
Source: RefSeq, a predicted model, not a curated record